This is a messenger RNA of Parasteatoda tepidariorum (common house spider), 2564 nucleotides long. RefSeq lists its product as uncharacterized. Gene Ontology annotation, molecular function: DNA-binding transcription factor activity, RNA polymerase II-specific; RNA polymerase II cis-regulatory region sequence-specific DNA binding. Gene Ontology annotation, biological process: regulation of transcription by RNA polymerase II. Lineage: Eukaryota; Metazoa; Arthropoda; Arachnida; Araneae; Theridiidae. Gene Ontology annotation, cellular component: PcG protein complex; chromatin; transcription regulator complex. The record is from RefSeq and is a predicted model, not a curated record.
UUUAUAGUAAAUAUUAAGAAAAGGAAAAAUAUCGUAGUACAUUCCUACAUAACUGAAAAGGAGGAGAGUAAAGGGAGGAGGGUCAAAGGCAUGGAACCGAUCUUUUCCCCAGAUGGCGCAUCGAUCGGCUAUACAUUUCUCAACUUAAAUUUCUGCUCAAAGUUGUUCAACGAAAUAAGUGUUGAGAGAAAAUAAGCAGUCGGAAACUUUUGCAUAUUCAAUAUUAAGCACUCGAUCCGAUAUAAACAAAUAGUUGAAAAUCAUAUUUUUGAUUCUAAAAAGAGUGUAUAUCGGUCGAUAGUAUCAACAUUAAUAGUUGAAUAAUUUCUGUUCUCUGACUAUGAAAUAAUGUUGUAAUAUUUGACAUAAUUUUUGUUAUCGGGUUCUCAAUCGCAUGAGAAUGAUUUUCUGAAAAAUGUUUGCUUGCUAGAUACGUACAUUUUUCACAAUAAGUAUUGUAUGUACAUGGUUUAUUUGUUUAUCCCAAAAGUAUUAUUCGGGCAAUAAGUGUGAUAAAACUUAUUAGUCGUGAAGCGACACCUUUCUAAAAGUUUGUGCAGUAAGAGUUUCGACAGAAAGAUAAUUUAAAAAAAAAAGAAAGAAAGAUUUAGUUCACGCCAUACGGAAGCUUUAUCCAUCCAAAGUGUCUUAUUUAUAUGAAAAUAUAUAUUUUGUUGUGAGCAGAAACUUAACCAUUUACAUCCUGAAAAAUUCUCUUUGACAUUUUAUUAAAAACAUAUUAAGUUGUAUACAAAAAUAAUAAAUAUACAUAACAUAAAUACACUUGAAAACACUGUGACCAUCUUCGAAAUGACCACUUAAGUUAUUUUAUGCAAUUCAUGUUGUAAGUUGAUAAAAAAAAUAUGCAUAACUAUACUAUUUAAUCAUAUUACUCGCGUUAAAAUACCAAGUAAUGGUUAUAUAAAUACCAUCAUAUGUUAUUCUUAUUCGAGUAGUGCAUAUUGUAACAGUUUCACAUCAUUUGGUAUGUUCAUCCUGUAAAGUUGCCUUAUUCAUGCUGUAUCAGUAAAAAAAAUCCCCUCAUUCAUGUAAAAUGUGUGAUAAAACAUCCUCACAAGAAAUUUGCAUAAAUGAACUUUCUCAUACUGGAGAAAAAUCUUAUAUAUGUAGUAUUUGUGAUAAAAGAUUCACACAGAAAUCUCAUUUCAAUGCACAUUCUCUUGUUCAUACUGGAAAAAAACCUUAUGUAUGUAGCAUUUGUGAUAAAAGAUUCUCAUACAAAUUUACUUUAAAUAAACAUUCUUUUCUUCAUACUGGGGAGAAACCUUAUCCAUGCAAUGUGUGUGAUAAGACAUUCUCGCAGAAAUUUAACCUACAAGCACACUAUCUUGUUCAUACUAGAGAGAAACUUUUUUCAUGCAAUGUAUGCAAUAAAACAUUCUCACACAAAAAAAACUUGAGUGAACACUAUCGUGUUCAUACUGGAGAGAGGCCUUUUUCAUGCAAUAUGUGUGAUAGAACAUUCACACAGAAAGGUAGUUUAAAUAAACACUAUCUUGUUCAUACUGGAGAGAAGCCUUAUUCAUGCAAUGUCUGUGAUAAAAAAUUCUCCCAGAAAAGAUAUUUAAAUGAUCAUGCUCUUGUACAUACCGGAGAGAAACCUUUUUCCUGCACUGUGUGUGGCAAAACAUUCUCCAAAAAAGGAAAUUUAAAUGAACAUUCUCUUGUUCAUUCAGGAGAAAAACUCUAUUCAUGCAGUGUGUGUGAUAAAGCAUUUAAACAGAGAGGAAGUUUAAAGCAACACAAUCGUAUACAUACUGGAGAGAAACCUUAUUCAUGCAAUCUGUGCGAUAAAACAUUCUCACAGAAACUUUAUUUAAAUGAACAUACUCUUGCCCAUACGGGGGAGAAACCUUAUUCCUGCAGUCUGUGUGAUAAAACAUUUAAACAAAAAGGUAGUUUAAACCAUCAUUAUCGUGUUCAUACUGGAGAGAAACCCUAUUCGUGUAAUGUGUGUUAUAAAACAUUCUCGCAGAAAAUAUAUUUAAAUGAACAUUCUCUUGUGCAUACUGGAGAAAAACCUUAUUCAUGCAGUGUAUGUGGUAAAGCAUUCUCUAAAAAAAGAAAUUUAAAUGAACAUUCUUUUGUACAUACUGGGGAGAAACCUUAUUCAUGUAGUGCAUGUGAUAAAACAUUUAAUCAGAAAGGAAGUUUAAAUAAGCACUAUCUUGUUCAUACUAGGAAAAAACCUUAAUCGUGUAAUCUGUGUGAUAAAACAAUCUCACAGAUAAUAUAUUUAAAUGAACAUUCUUUUGUGCAUACUGGAUCGGUACUUUUAUGCAGUAUCUUUCUUCUUACUACUAUUUUCUUCAUACACACAGUUCCUAUAUGUUAAAAUAAUCACUGAGAAAGAACACUUAAGUUAAAGCUGUUGUUUCUAUUGAAGAGAAACCGCAUGCUGCGUAUAAAAUAAAACAUUUAAAUAUUCUGGAUCAUUUAAAUAUCUGUCUUUACGAAAUUCAGUUGGUCAGGAACUUUAUAACCGAUUUUUCACAAAUUUCGUGUAUUUUGACAUGUAAAAUUUCAUUCUUUAAGAUGAUGCA